Molecule: messenger RNA, 2730 nt
Organism: Miscanthus lutarioriparius
Lineage: Eukaryota; Viridiplantae; Streptophyta; Magnoliopsida; Poales; Poaceae
Source: the annotation of a GenBank genome assembly
AUGUCGUCGGGCCACCCCGAGAGCGGCGGCGGCGCAGGGCCACCGCCACCGCCGCCCACGGCGUUCAAGAGCCCGUCCACGGACGGCAAGAGCGGCAGCCGCCGGAGCACGCGGUUCAAGGACGAGGACGAGUACGUCGAGGUCACGCUCGACGUCCGCGACGACGGCGGCGGCGACGUCGCCGUCCGCGCCAUCAAGGACGUCGUCCUUGGCGGCGGCGGCGGUGUCGUCUUGGGCGACGCGCAGGACGCCGCCGCGCUCCUGGACCACCCACCCACCUCAUCGGCCUCCGGGAGCCUGUCGUCCAAGCUCAGGGCCGGGCGGGCGCACCUCGGCCGCAUCGCGUCGGGGAAACGCGCCGCGGUGCCGCUCUCGGCGCUGCUCCGCCGCGACCCCGACCGCCCCAAGUCGCUGGACAGGAGCGUCGUCACCGGCGCCGCCAGCGCGCUCAGGGACCUCCAGUUCCUCAACCAGGCCGCCGUCACGGAGGGAUGGACCGAGGUGGAGAAGCGAUUCCACCGCCUCGCCGUCGACGGCUUCCUGCUCCGCUCACGCUUCGGCCAGUGCAUCGGGAUGGUUGGAUCCGAGGAGUUUGCAGCACAGAUCUUUGACGCCCUUGCACGGCGAAGGGGGAUCACAGCCAUGAUACUCACCAAGGAUCAGGUCCGGGAGUUCUGGGAGCAGCUCUCUGAUCCAGGAUUCGAUGCCAAGCUUCAGACCUUCUUUGACAUGGUUGACAAGAAUGCCGAUGGCCAGAUCACUGAAGAGGAGCUCAAAGAGGUCCUCACUCUGACCGCCUCUGCCAACAAGCUGUCCAAGAUCCUGGAGCGCGUCGACGAGUACACCGCACUGAUCAUGGAGGAGCUCGAUCCCGACAACCUCGGCUACAUCGAGAUCGCCAACCUGGAGUCGCUGCUGCUGCAGCCGGCGUCGCAGGCGCCGACGACGACGCUGGUGACGCACAGCUCCAACAUCAGCCAGCUGAUCAGCCAGAGGCUGGCGCCGGCGCGCGACGACAGCGCGCUCCGGCGCGCCGCCAGGGGCGUCCUCUACUUCCUGGAGGACAACUGGAAGCGCAUGUGGGUGAUGACGCUGUGGCUGGCCAUCAACGCGGCGCUCUUCGCCUGGAAGUUCGCCGCGUACCGUCGCCACCCGACGUUCGGCGUGAUGGGCUACUGCGUCUGCGUCGCCAAGGGCGGCGCCGAGACCACCAAGUUCAACAUGGCGCUCAUCCUGCUCCCGGUCUGCCGGAACACCAUCACCUGGCUCCGGUCCCGGACCAGGCUCGGUGCCGCCGUCCCGUUCAACGACAACAUCAACUUCCACAAGGUGGUCGCGGGGGGCGUGGCCGUCGGCGUCGCGCUGCACGCCGUGACGCACCUCACGUGCGACUUCCCAAGGCUGCUGCACGCCAGCGCCGCCGCGUACGAGCCCAUGAAGGCCUACUUCGGCCAGCGCCGGAUCCCGGACUACUGGUGGUUCGUGAAGGGCGUCGAGGGCGUCACGGGCGUCAUCAUGGUCGUGCUCAUGGCCAUAGCCUACACGCUGGCGCACCCGUGGUUCCGCCGGGGAAAGCUCAGCGAGGGCAACCCGUUGCGCCGGCUCAGCGGCUUCAACAUGUUCUGGUACUCGCACCACCUCUUCGUCAUCGUCUACGUCGCCUUCGUCGUCCACGGCGUCUGCCUCUACAUCAACCGGACGUGGUACAAGCAGACGACAUGGAUGUACCUCGCCAUCCCCAUCCUGCUCUACGCCGGCGAGCGGCUUCUCCGGGCGCUGAGGUCCCAUGGCCUCACCACCGUGAGGAUCGAGAAGGUCGCCCUGUACCCCGGAAAUGUCAUCGCCAUUCACAUGAGCAAGCCGCACGGGUUCAGCUACAAGAGCGGGCAGUACAUCUACGUCAACUGCGGCGAGGUCUCGCCGUUCGAGUGGCACCCGUUCACCAUCACCUCGGCGCCUGGCGACGACUACCUGAGCAUGCACAUCAGGUGCCGCGGCGACUGGACGGCCAGCUUCAGGGCGCUGUUCGCGCAGGUCUGCCGGCCGCCCGCCGCCGGGCAGAGCGGCCUCCUGCGGGCCGACUUCGCGUCCUCCACGGCGGCGGCGUCCGGCAAGCUCCCGAAGCUGCUGAUCGACGGGCCCUACGGCGCGCCCGCGCAGGACUACCGCAAGUACGACGUGCUCCUCCUGAUCGGUCUCGGCAUCGGUGCCACCCCGCUCAUCAGCAUCGUCAAGGACGUGCUCAACAACAUCUCCGCCGCCAACGCCGACGAAGAGCAGCCGGCAUCGUCGUCGCCAGCGGCUGAGUUCAUGACGCGGCGCGUGUACUUCUACUGGUGCACGCGGGAGGAGGGGUCCUUCGAGUGGUUCCGCGGCGUGAUGAACGAGGUGGCGGAGCGCGACGCCCGCGGCGACGUGGUGGAGCUGCACAACCACUGCACCAGCGUGUACGAGGAAGGGGACGCGCGGUCGGCGCUGCUGGUGAUGCUGCAGGCGCUGCACCACGCCAAGAGCGGCGUCGACGUGGUGUCCGGGACCCGCGUGCGCACGCACUUCGCGCGGCCCAACUGGCGGGACGUCUUCAAGCGGGUGGCCUGCAACCACCAGGGCCAGCGCGUCGGCGUCUUCUACUGCGGCGACCAGAAGGUCACGCCGGAGCUCCGGCGGCUGUCGCAGGACUUCUCGCACAAGACCACCACCAAGUUCGUCUUCCACAAGGAGAACUUCUGA